Lodderomyces beijingensis is the source of this 811-nucleotide messenger RNA. The record is from the annotation of a GenBank genome assembly. Lineage: Eukaryota; Fungi; Ascomycota; Pichiomycetes; Serinales; Debaryomycetaceae.
AUGGCCGUCCCUAUCGCUAUCCAGAGCUUGCUACCACAAGUAUGUUUGAUCCUUAGCGAAAAGAUAGAAAGAGCAUAAAAGAGAGAGAGAGAGAUGGUACUAACGCUUGCAAUGGCAGAAAUUCUUUGGCCUUGUCCCGCUCUUUAUAGGAGUAGAGAUCAUACUUGGGAUAACCAUUCUCAACAAAGCCAGCGGUCUCUACGGAAUAUUGUCGUUGUUCACCGGGCACCCCAUCAACUUUUUGCAAUGGCUCUAUAACUCGCUAGCCUUGUUGAUGUUGCCGGUGUAUGCCAGCGCCGCCAUAAGCUUGGAGAACAAGGUGGAGCUUGUUCGCAAAAUUUCCUUUGCCACGCUCGUGUUUUGCAUAGACACUCUUAUCGGCUUGUUUUACACGGUGUAUUUCAUGUACUUGUGGUUCUCAGAGGAAGGCAGCAGCGGAACCACCACCUCGGCAUUGUUCACGAGAGGCGGCGCAAGUUCAUACGCGGACUUGGAACCGUCUUCAAAGUCGGCAUCCACGGAGAGGGAGCUAUUUUUCAUCUUCAGCACCACCUUGGUCACGAUCUUGAUGAGGAUAUACUUUACCUUGACGAUGUUGAGCUUUGCCAAAGUCUUGUUGAAGCAGAACUCGUUGGAGUCGCGAUACAAAACCGAAAUCAACUUGGAUGGCGAAAAUGGAAGCGACCAGCUUCUCGAAGACGCCGCCGAAAUAGAAAUUUCAAACUCAUCGGGUCUAUCUGGAGAAGUCAAGAAGUUGCUUUACGACUUGGAAAUGAGGUCAAAGGACUUCCUCGAUGAAAUGUUGAACUGA